GUAGAGAAUUUUCGUUAGUUAAAAUACGAACGCCUUACGGCAUGGACACGGACGAGAAGAAGGUGACAGCAACGGCGCCACAAGGCGCUCACGAUGAGAUCGACUUUACCAGCGGCUUCGAGACACAAUAUCACAAGGAAUAUAGCCCGCUGAGACCGAAAAAUGUGCCGCCGCCGGAUAAACGAAAUGCCUGGUUUCGCAGCACUUCCAGCAUCAUGAUGAUCAUCUUCCUGGCGGUCGUCUUUCUGCUGGGCACCGUGAUGCUGGUGGUAAUGGUAUUUACAGCCAGUCCACUGCAGGUGUUACUCAUUGUGUGCGCCUAUGUGGUCAUUGCGGCGCUGAUGAUCUGGAUUGAAGUGAACAGCAUCAAGGUGCGGUGAUUCAACGAGCGCCACGUACUGCUCCCACGCUCAGCGUCAAUGCAACGAAUAUUCCUAUGUGUGUAAUUUUUGAAUUGUGUAGCAAAUUACUCGGCUCCUAAGUGUUAUUUGAAAAUUAUCAUAAAAAAAAAAAAAAAAAAAAUACGAAAAGACUUUUUGCUGAUUAUAGCAUUUUAUAGUUAAUACUGAUAGCAACUAGAUUUUAAAUUGAAAAAAAAAAAACUAAAAUAAAAAAUAAAAUUCCAAUAAAUAAUCAAAGAUUGGACUUCGCUGCGUAGCUGUUUUCUACUAUUUACUUUAUUUAUAUUUGUUAGUAUUCCUGUAAAGUUAAAGAUAAUAUUGAGGCAACUUGCUAUAUAUUCAAGCCUGCUAAGUGCAAUAAAAACGUUUCUCAUGACCAAUAAGCAAUUAA
Messenger RNA from Drosophila mojavensis, 792 nucleotides. RefSeq lists its product as uncharacterized. Lineage: Eukaryota; Metazoa; Arthropoda; Insecta; Diptera; Drosophilidae. The coding region runs from base 42 to 380 and encodes 112 amino acids. The transcript has a single exon. The record is from RefSeq and is a predicted model, not a curated record.